GCUGCGGCGGAACUUGUUAAUCGACGUACAAGCAUGAGCACUCGCUGUAUAUUGCAGGCACUUCGGUGGUCAGUUUGGAGUUCCACUUGCUCUGUGUUCAAUAGGCUUCAGCAUGGUAGGAAUGCAGUGCGUUUCCUGGCGGCCUCAAGCUGCCGGAGGAGUCUUCCAACUCACUCCAGCAAUGAAGAAGCGCCACUUCCUGCCACAGAGAUGAAAAAUGACCAACAUACUCUUCUGGACAUGGGAUUCACUGUCACCCAAGUGGAGGAUAUUUAUCACUCCAUGUCCAAUGUCAAGAGAAAUGUGGCUGCAAAACACUUUCUACCCACACUCACGUUUUUAUUUGGCUUGGGCUUCAAUCCCACCAGUGUGGCCAAGAUCUUAUUGAAAUGUCCUGAACUUUACACCACCAAAGAAACACUUCUUCAGCAGCGGAUAAGUAACCUGCGGAAACUGGGCUUUGUUGAAGGAAGUCUUCAGAGAGUUGUGGCGUUCUAUCCCGUAAUUCUGAGCGUACCGGUCAAGACAGUGAAGCAAGUGGUGGUGUUCCUCAGAGAGAAGUGUCUCUUCACCCUACAGCAGGUCACCGACAUCCUGAAAGUUUCUCCUGCUGUCGUCCUAGAAGAUCUCAAUGCCUUGGAGAUUAAGUUCCAGUACGUCUACUUCCGAAUGGGCAUCAAACAGUCGGAGAUGAUAAAAGCCAAACUCUUCCGUUUCUCUCUGGAGGAGAUCCGCUGUCGACACUGCUUCCUAGAGCGGAGGGGCUUCUAUCAAACCCCCGACAAGAAGGGACAGACUCUGAUCAUCAACCCUAAACUGGACAACAUCCUCUGCGUGAACCUGGACACUUUCCUCAAACGUGUCGCCAAGGCAACAGAGGAGGAGUACGACGUGUUCCGGAGACUGAUGGCCAGGGAGUGGCAGGAAGAGGACCUGCCGCUUGGAGUCAUUGAAGCUGAUGAUGAGAGUGGUGAUGAUGAUGAAGAAGAUGAGGAGGAACAUUUGGGAAAGGCGGGCUACAUAAAGGGUAAAAAGAAGUAACAUUUAAAAGACAGCAAGGUAAUUGUACACAUGUUUAAAUGCACUUAGAUUCUGUUUAUUGUUUUGCAUCGAAAAGGAAGAAAGAAUAUCAUGUUUCUUUAAGGCAGGUGGUUGGUUUGGUUCACUCGGCAACAAAUAUUCAUGUUUUGGAUGAUACUUGGUUGGUCACAGUAUAUGUUGUCUCUUACAUAGUUUUGAUCUGCUAAAACUAUAGCUCUUGUGGAUGAUCCUGCAACCAAAAAUCAGAGUAUAUAAUAUGAAAGGGACGUGUGACUGGAGUCACAUUUUCGCUUCAAAGGUUUGUCUUCCUGUUUUGGGGAAUCAAAUGAAGUCAAAUGUUUAUUGAUAUCAUGGGAAUCGACGGCGUUGUCGCCAUGGAACAGCAGAGUGUUUGUCGUUAUCUACAUCCCAUACAUCAUCUGACUGAGUCAACAAGAGGUCCAUCAGAUAAAAGCUGCGGGCGACUGGAGUGGAAUGAAACUGGCACUGAUUUAUCGAAGCGUUCUGCUCUAAUGGGUCCACAUCACAGACGCUGCAGAGCAGGUAAGAGCUCACACUUGUUUCUGCCAAUAAUCCGUUCAUUCUUAGUGAUGUUACUGAGGAUUCAUCGAUUGUCACUCAUCAACACUAGAGGUUG
This is a messenger RNA of Synchiropus splendidus (mandarinfish), 1678 nucleotides long. It is a transcript of the gene mterf4, whose product is annotated as mitochondrial transcription termination factor 4. NCBI's taxonomy places the organism in Eukaryota, Metazoa, Chordata, Actinopteri, Syngnathiformes, Callionymidae. Gene Ontology annotation, biological process: chloroplast organization; regulation of DNA-templated transcription. The record is from RefSeq and is a predicted model, not a curated record. Gene Ontology annotation, molecular function: double-stranded DNA binding. Gene Ontology annotation, cellular component: chloroplast. The transcript has 4 exons. The coding region runs from base 34 to 1041 and encodes 335 amino acids.